AUGUAUCACCCGCUGAACAUCAGUAUAGAUCACGCGGUGAGGGUACCGACAAACGAGGCACAGCAAUCUGGUCUUGCACUUGAUCAAGUCCAGAUCAAGGAAGAAUAUGGAGGUGGAUACCCUGCGCACGUAGAGGGGCUGCAUCAUCUACAUUGCUUGAACUUGUUGCGCAAAUCCCUAGCCUGGAACAUCGAUUACUAUCACAAGCAAAGCCUGGGGCCUUUCUCCAACGACGCAAAUAUCCUAAAACACCACACCACACAUUGCCUCGAUAUCCUGCGACAGCAACUCAUGUGUGUCAUGGACGUCGGGGUUCUUGGCCAAGUGUGGUAUCAGCCGCCUGGCAAACCGUUACAAGCAUUUGUUGAUUUCAAUACCGUCCACACAUGUCGUAACUUCGAUGCAAUCCGAGACUGGGCGGAGAAGCACCAGUUGCCGGAUGUAGAAGAUACUCCAGCCGAUUUUCUCGUUUUACCAAAGGAGGGUGAUCGGAUUUAUCACGAAGUCCCCUAG
Bipolaris sorokiniana ND90Pr is the source of this 513-nucleotide messenger RNA. RefSeq lists its product as uncharacterized. The transcript is spliced from 3 exons. NCBI's taxonomy places the organism in Eukaryota, Fungi, Ascomycota, Dothideomycetes, Pleosporales, Pleosporaceae. Bases 1 to 513 code for a protein of 170 amino acids. Gene Ontology annotation, biological process: mycotoxin biosynthetic process. The record is from RefSeq and is a predicted model, not a curated record.